CCCUAUCUGAACCCUGUUGUUCCCUUCCGUGGGCUGAUCCAAGGAGGUCUCCAGGAUGGACUAAAAAUCACAGUCAAUGGGAACGUGCCUUUGUCCGGAGAAAACAGAGGGAGGGCUGCUGCUGGAGUGGAGGGCAGCAUCCAGAACUGCCUGCACCAUGAAGAAGGCAAAUGGGGCUGGGGGUGAUGGAUCCAGUUGAGUGCACAUUAUGGUGCACAGGGAACUUGGGUUUGAGCUCCUGCUCCCCACCUGCGGGAGGGAAGCUUCACCAGUGAUGAAGAAGGUUUUCUGUGAACCUCCAUACUGGCAGCAGUGACAAUGACAUUGCCUUCCACUUCAACCCUCGCUUUGAAGGUGGUGGGUAUGUGGUCUGCAACACGAAGCAGCAUGGCAGCUGGGGGCACGAGGAGAGGAAGAUGCAAAUGCCCUUCAAGAAGGGGGCUCCCUUUGAAAUCUGCCUCCAGGUCCACAGCUCGGACUUUAAGGUGAUGGUGAAUGGGAGCUUCUUUGUGCAGUACUCUCACCGUGUGCCCUUCCAGUGUGUGGACACCAUCUCCGUCCUUGGUGGUGUGCAGCUGUCCUACAUCAGCUUCCAGAACAUCCAUGCAGCCCCUGUCCAGGCUGCCUUCUCCACGGUGCAGUUCAUGCAGCCUGCCCAUCUCCCACCCAAGUCCAAGGGGCACAAACUGCGAUCUCCAGGUGGUUGGGCAGUCAAUCCAGCUCCUGUGACUCAAACCAUCAUCCGCAUGGUGCACGGCACCCCUGGACAGGUGUUCCCUAAUCCUGCAGUGCCACCUAUGUAUCCCAGCUCAGUCUAUCCGAUUCCUUACUUCACCACCAUCCCCGGGGGGCUGUACCCAUCCAAGAGCAUCAUCGUGUCAGGGUCCAUCCCGCCUGGUGCUCAGAGGUUCCACAUCAACUUGUGUUCUGGGAAUGACAUCGCCUUCCACUUGAACCCCCGCUUCAAUGAGCAUGCCUUGGUCCGAAAUACCAUGAUCAACAACUCUUGGGGAGCCGAGGAGCGAAGUCUCUCUAGGAAGAUGCCCUUUGCCCGAGGCUGCAGCUUCACGGUGUGGAUCCUCUGUGAAGGUCACUGUCUCAAGGUGGCGGUAGAUGGCCAGCACCUGUUGGAGUAUUACCACCGUCUGAAGAACCUGUCCGCCGUCAACAAACUGGAAGUGGCGGGUGAUGUGCAGCUGACCCACGUGCAGACCUAGGGGGGCUCGCUGGCCCCGGCCCCUGCUCUGGCCUCAGGCCCCAAAGCACACCCAGCCGCUGCAGAGUCCAUGCCCUUGUCUGGCCCUGGAACAGAGGUGCCAACUGUCCUUGUCCUGCCCUUAGAGGUCAAGGGUGCAAGUAGGGACAGGGAUGAUCUCUGUAGCCUGAAGUCUCAUGUUCAGACCCCCCUGCUGUGGCAGAUAGAGAGGGUCCCAGGACUCCUAGUCCAGGUCUUCACCUCAUCUGGGCAUUGAGCAAGUCCUCCCAACACCCUACCAAGAUCUACUCCACUUCAGUCCUAAAUUACUGACCAUUCACUACACCUGGGGCAUUUCCUCACCCUGCCCCCUUUUCCAACCUGCAGCCCCUUCCUGCAGCCAACCCUCCCCUGCCCUCACAAGCUACCCCAUGACACUGCUGACUUCCACCAGCAGACAACUGGAAGACCCUUUGUCAACAGGGUCUUCCUCCUCCAUCCCUCAAAUAAAGAAAAUGCUUGUUGCCA
This is a messenger RNA of Erinaceus europaeus (western European hedgehog), 1723 nucleotides long. RefSeq names its product galectin 9 (gene LGALS9). Gene Ontology annotation, molecular function: carbohydrate binding; galactoside binding. Gene Ontology annotation, biological process: positive regulation of gene expression; negative regulation of CD4-positive, alpha-beta T cell proliferation; negative regulation of type II interferon production. The record is from RefSeq and is a predicted model, not a curated record. The transcript is spliced from 12 exons. Lineage: Eukaryota; Metazoa; Chordata; Mammalia; Eulipotyphla; Erinaceidae. Gene Ontology annotation, cellular component: cytosol; nucleus. Bases 417 to 1217 code for a protein of 266 amino acids.